Drosophila busckii is the source of this 1014-nucleotide messenger RNA. RefSeq names its product histone acetyltransferase KAT2A-like. The transcript is spliced from 2 exons. The record is from RefSeq and is a predicted model, not a curated record. Gene Ontology annotation, molecular function: protein binding; histone H3 acetyltransferase activity. Gene Ontology annotation, biological process: positive regulation of transcription by RNA polymerase II; chromatin remodeling. Gene Ontology annotation, cellular component: histone acetyltransferase complex. Lineage: Eukaryota; Metazoa; Arthropoda; Insecta; Diptera; Drosophilidae. Bases 1 to 1014 code for a protein of 337 amino acids.
AUGGCAGACAAUAAUGUGAGAAUUACACGCUCCAACAGCAAACGAAGGACUAAUGAGCAGUCUGGACCAGCAAAGCGCAAACGUUCAAACCAACAGACUGCUGAGGGUCCUGAGUCGGCUACGACUGUUGCGCCGCAGCUCGGAAGCUCAAUGUCGUUCCAUUUGAUUGAGCAUGAGACUAUAGAGAAGUGCAUGGACAUCAUGCUAAGCGUAAAGUCUGUAUAUAUGGAAACUUUGCCGAAGAUGCCACCGAAAUUCAUUAGCAAGAUGAUGUUCGAUGGCGUGCACAAGACUCUGGCGCUGCUGGUGAAUGGAAGCACCAUUGGCGCCAUUUGCUUCCGUCUGUUUCCCGAUGAGGGAUUCACCGAGAUCACCUUUUGCGCUGUGACAAUGGCGAGGCAGAACGAGGGCUUUGGCCGCUAUCUGAUGAAUAUGCUCAAGGACUUUGUGGGCGAGAAGGGCAUUAUGCAUCUGCUCACCCAUGCCGAUUGCAAUGCUGUUGGCUAUUUCAGGAAGCAGGGCUUCUCGGAGAACAUAGGACUGCCGCUUGCCGUUUAUCGGCCCCUUAUCAAGGAAUAUGACAAUGCCAAGCUUAUGCACAUUCACUUGGAGCCCGGCAUAAGAUACACGCAACCCAAGCUGCACCUAAACACUCAUAAUCAUCUCAACAAAGUGGACUCGUUUGAGAUGAGCCUGCUAACCAAUCUACUGGGCACUCUGCUGAAAUACAUUAAGCAGCAAAAGGACGCUUGGCCAUUUCUGCGUCCUGUGAGCACCGCCAUAGCGCCCGGCUACUACGAAUACAUUCAGUAUCCCAUGGAUCUGCAGACCAUGGAGCAGCGCCUGAAGCGUGGCUACUACAUCUCGAGUGAUCUCUUCAUAGCCGACAUGAAGCGCAUCUUCAGCAACUGUCAUCUAUACAAUGAUCCUAACCAGUACACUCGCUGCGCUGACAACUUGGAGUGUUACUUCAAUAAGCAGAUGCGUGGACUGGGCUUGAUGAAGAAGAAUUGA